AUGAGAUCGAUACCAGAACCUCGCCAAUCAAAAUAUAAUCGAUUUAGAAGGUUAUUUAAUAAGGUGCAUAAUUGUGUCACUUUGAAAAGAUUGAAAAGGCGAUGGAACCUACACAAGUUGAAGAAGAGCUCAAGGAAUACAAAUCAGAGAUCUGCAAUCCCAAUAGACCGUAUUGCUAAUCUUCCUACUGGUAUGUCGCAUAAAUCGAGUAACAUGAAACCAUUGCUUCUAGUAUCGUUUAAUAAAGGUCAGGAGAAUUCGCCAAAGGUGAGAAUUCUAGAAACCAAUGGACAUUUGAGAUCUUGGAUCAGCGGUAGAAAAUUCUCAAUGAAACGAAUAGUGAAUAACGCAUCUGUAGAGAGAGAUCCUUAUCAAAAUUCGAGGCACACAGUUAGGCAAGAAGUAGCAAAACACGCAGAUUUAAAGGUCAAUUAUUCUGAACAAGGAAUCGUGAAAACUGUCGACAUACCGUGCUGUUACACAGAAGAUCCGAAGUUGAUUAAUAUAGGACAAGAGCACACUUUUAGAAUACGUGACUAUCCUUCUUUGAAUCCUAGUCAGCGAACGACGAGAAAUGGUUUCAGGAGUAGAAAUCAGCCUGAACCUGUUUCGCGCUUCUUCUUUGAGGAAGUUGCAGAGACCAUGUCCUAA
Messenger RNA from Kluyveromyces lactis, 651 nucleotides. RefSeq names its product Osw1p (gene OSW1). The record is from RefSeq and is a predicted model, not a curated record. NCBI's taxonomy places the organism in Eukaryota, Fungi, Ascomycota, Saccharomycetes, Saccharomycetales, Saccharomycetaceae. The coding region runs from base 1 to 651 and encodes 216 amino acids. The transcript has a single exon.